Lates calcarifer (barramundi perch) is the source of this 3893-nucleotide messenger RNA. It is a transcript of the gene lhfpl3, whose product is annotated as LHFPL tetraspan subfamily member 3. The record is from RefSeq and is a predicted model, not a curated record. Bases 698 to 1387 code for a protein of 229 amino acids. Gene Ontology annotation, cellular component: plasma membrane. Lineage: Eukaryota; Metazoa; Chordata; Actinopteri; Centropomidae. Gene Ontology annotation, biological process: sensory perception of sound. The transcript has 4 exons.
UAUUCAUUCGUAUAUAACCAUUAAAUUAAGAGCCAUUAGCAACACUUGAUUUGUUUUUAAAUCAGUGUGUGUGUUUAAGAUUUCGCGCGUUACUGUCAUAAUACGUCAGACUGGGAUUAGGGGAUGUGGGUUGGCCCUGUAAUAUCCAAGGCUAUCCUCCAACUCUAACUCAAUCGGAGCUCAGCUGCGGUUGUUGGUCUGUCGCUGUCGAGCACAGACGGACCAUUUCAGCGAGAUCCCACACACUGACACACACACACAGAGCUGAACCGGUUUGUCGGAAGAACAGCCUCUGGCUUUGGCACGACUCAGGUAGAGACAUUUUAGAAUAAAUAUGAGGACAAAUGUAGGAUAAAUCUACGGGUCUCUGAAUGGAUGAUGCAUAUGAAGCUCGCGUUUUCCGGAGCGCACGUUUGGUUUUCGCAGAGUGAUGAAUGAAAAUCAGAGGAAAACACGAGACGGAAACAAAACCCGACCCUGCCGUGGAUUCGAGAGUGCAGUGAUGCUGUGGCUACAACUGUGACUGAAUAAAGACAGAGAGAUAAAAUCCGAGAACAGCGACAAGAAGAAGUUCCGCGGACUGAAUUCUGUGACUAUGCCUUUAACGGAUCAGAUGCGACAGAUGUUUCUUCAGUGAGGGCAGGUGAAUUGAUCCUCAGGACCGAGCAGACCUCCCCCCUCACACACAGACCAGAGGAUGGUCCCCGGGGCCCCCAGCACGACCACCACCAUGCUCCCCGCAUCCGAAGCUGCCAAAAUCUACCAGACCAACUACGUGCGCAACUCCCGCGCCAUCGGCGUCCUGUGGGCCAUCUUCACCAUCCUCUUCGCCAUCGUCAACGUGGUGUGCUUCAUCCAGCCGUACUGGAUCGGAGACGGCGUGGACACCCCGCAGGCGGGCUACUUCGGUCUGUUUCACUACUGCAUCGGGAAUGGGCUCUCCCGGGACUUGACCUGUCAGGGCAGCUUCACCGAGUUCAGCACCAUCCCCUCGGGUGCGUUCAAGGCCGCCUCCUUCUUCAUCGGCAUGUCCAUGGUGCUGGUCCUCACCUGCAUCGGCUGCUUCGCGCUCUUCUUCUUCUGCAGCACCGGCACCGUGUACAAGAUCUGCGGCUGGAUGCAGCUGGCUGCAGGUACAUGUCUGAUCCUGGGUUGCAUGAUCUACCCAGACGGCUGGGACAGCGACGAGGUGAAGCGGAUGUGUGGCGAGCAGACGGACAAAUACACACUGGGCGCCUGCUCGGUGCGUUGGGCCUACAUCCUGGCCAUCAUGGGCAUCAUGGACGCUCUCAUCCUCUCCUUCCUGGCCUUCGUCUUGGGAAACCGCCAGGACAAUCUGAUGUCUGAGGAGCUGCUGGGAGACAAGAGCGGUAAUAAUGCCAUAUAACCUCUAGUAUGAGUAAAGCAGUCACACACACAGGUCUUGCUGCCUAGAUGUGAUGUUACUUCAGGAUUCAGCUUCCCUCUCCUGGUCCAGCUUGUGCCUGGGAUGCAGAGCUGAUUAGUGAACAGAUCAAAGAAGAGGAGGAAGAGAUCUGGAAGAGGCCACACCACCUUGUGGAGGAGGACCUGGAUGUCCCUUGUCCUCCCUGAAAGCUCCCUCUGUAAAAUAGCCUUCUCAGUCAUCUUAAACUGCUUAUUUCUGCAGGAUGAAUUCUUAAAAAGACUUUCUGAGUUUACCUGUGUUGGUAUGUCAUUGCAUCAUCUUACCUGAGUUGUUCAAAAUGAAUUGUUCUCCAUGUGGACGUGAGGAAAGCUGCCAGUGCACAGGUUCAGCUGGAGGGGGGAAAAGAAAUCAGUAAGACUCUUGAUGUGGUAGAUCAGCUCCAGGACACUCAUUGGACAAACACCACGGAGUGGCAGCCGCUCAAAUUGAAUUAAAUCAAAACAAAUUAUCCAGACUUUGACCGACGCAAAUAAGGACUUAACAGACUUGAGGUAAAAGCUGUCAGAUCUUCUUUCUUAUCAAGUCAACAAACUCCCUACAUAAAGGAGUUUGGCUUAGACACUGUUUGACCUUUGAUUUAAAGGAGAGUGAUGUCAGUAAAGAAGUGAGGACUGAAGUCAUUUCUAGGCUGGAUUAAAAAAAAAAAAAAAGAAAAAACCGGUAAUGCUUUGUUAUAAUUAAAUAUUUGUUGUGAUAGAAUCAAGAGGUAGUAAUUAGAGGUUUUGCUGGUGACAACUUUGCAUAAAGAGUAAAAAUAAAAGUGCUCUAAAUAAGAGAAAACAUCAAUUGUAUAAGUCUAUAAUCUGUGUAUAGCUAUAUGUUGAUUACGUCUCUGUACAUUGUCUUGACUUUGAAACUGGUCCAUUAUUAGUGUGUGCCAUACUGUAUCUUGUAAUCUGACAGUAUUGUGUGGAGAACUGAAACGGUAUAGGAAAUGCUUAACUGGAAAAAGUGACACUCUUGCGCUGAAUCUUUUUGUUUUCUAUCAUUUUUCACUGUCUCAAUGCUUAAAAAAACACUAAUAACUCACAUAAAGAUUUGAGUCUAACUUAACGUUAAAGUUGAUAAUGUAUGACGGAACUAAAGAAACAGACAUUUUUACAGUGAAAAGUUGAAAUUUUGCUUUCUAGCAGCGAGUUAAUUAGCUAGGUGACAAAAUAGCUAAUGGCUGGUUAGCUUGGCUAAAGCUAUCACGAAGACUGGUGAAAGCUAGCCAAGCAAAUGAAGAAAAAAUUAAUUGACCAACACUUAUAAAACUUUGUUUACAAACCGAUGUGUAAAGGCGACCGUUAGGCCGUUACGUACCCGACUAUGUCUUGGGUGUUGAGAAGUUGCCACCAGAGUUUAGCCAAGUUACUGCUUUUAAUAUCGAAGAAAUACUCAGGCUAAUAACCACCUAUAAACCGUCGAAAUGUUGUUUUUACACUUUGGUUUUUCUGCGGUUUAACCAAAAGAGACAUUACAUGCUAAUGACAGGGUUUUCAAGGUGCUGGAGGCGGAUUUUGUUACUUUAAGACCAAGAUAAGCCUUCAGCGUUUGAGCUAACCUCAGCUAACAGGUGUUGCGCCUUUUACAGUAACACGUCAGAUUGUGCGACACGUAAGUCAUGGACAUGUUAUUAGGCCAUAUCAUCCCUACUGGUUUUCACUGAUAUCUUUAACACUUUGGUCAGUGUAACCAUGAAACCGGUCUUAAAUCCCAUUUUGUGUGCUAGUAAAACCGUAUUAAAGUUUUAUAUUUAACUUUAACCAUGUAUUAUCACAUUUAAGUAUACUUUAUUUUGAUGGGCAGGUCUACCAGCAAAAUGGUAACCCCAUAGUAUUUACAAAAGGUGAACUUUUUUUUUUUGUUUUGUUUUUUUUUUUGUUUUUUACACAGCUGUUAACAAUUAAAUUGUGACCUUAAACACAUAUUCCAGGAAAUUCCCUAAUAAGUCACAAAAUCUGAUGGGUGGCAAAACUGUGUGUAACACUAUAAUACUAUAUACAUGUAUGAGAGUUGAAGCUUUUCAUCUAUUUUGCCAUCAGAAAGCUAAUGUUAAAUUCUAAAACUAUUCCUUUAACUCUUUAAAAAAGUAGGAUAGUUUUGAGUGUCACACAGCAACUUUACCCUUGUGAAUGUGCCUCCUUUGACACAACCCCAGUUAUUUUAGGUGUUACCACAUCAAGCUGAAGGGGUUUAAGUGUUUGUUUCACCAAGUUAAAACACACACCAUUACUCCAGUAAGAAGACACGAGAAGUCUUUGUACCUUCCUGCCCUAUCAUCAAGUCACAAUCCUGAUCCCAAAGGUCUAGUGGGUAGUAUUCUUUUGCUCCUGACUUGAACCUUUUCUGUAUGGAUCUGUCCAGAUGAACAAAUGUGGAAUAUGUAAACUUGACACUGAAAUACAUCAUGUGAGACAUAAUAAAAAAUAAUAAUAAAAAAAACACUAGCUUUUCCUAUGAA